Molecule: messenger RNA, 6446 nt
Organism: Gadus morhua (Atlantic cod)
Lineage: Eukaryota; Metazoa; Chordata; Actinopteri; Gadiformes; Gadidae
Gene: scarf2
Product: scavenger receptor class F, member 2
Exons: 11
Coding region: 853-3729 (958 amino acids)
Biological process (GO): heterophilic cell-cell adhesion
Cellular component (GO): focal adhesion
Molecular function (GO): scavenger receptor activity
Source: RefSeq, a predicted model, not a curated record
CUGGUAGAGGGAGGGACUUUCGGUAUCAGCGAUAUCCGUUUCUGUUACAUGUUUCAGAUUUUGCGUUGUCAGAAUAUUCGUCGAAACCCCACACGGACUCGUUGUUGUUCUUCUCGUCUUGUUCUCGUUAUUUUCGCUCCAGGGGACGGUUAACGGACGCACGCGGCGUAUAUAAAGAAGAGACCGGAUGUGAAUUACGAUAGACCAGGAUAACGCUACAGUCCAGGGUCCUAUCUCAGCUUGCCCUAACGGUGGCCAAGGAUAGAGUAACAAAUCAGGAAUUUCCCUUCUGCCACUCCUGAGAGCGCCAGAGAAGACCCAAAGUUACGGAUUAAACCCCUCUCCUCAGAGAGCGGCCAAGAAAGGACCCCAAACAACAGUUUUUGGUCCAUCACAACUUUAAUUCUGACGCAGAGAGGACUUUUCCGGCUGAAAUCUAACUUUUUUCGGUGUGGGAUGUUAAGACGCGUCGGGUUUACGACACAGCGACUUUUUUUUUUUCUUCCCUUUGAGCAAUCUUUAAGGAGUUGAUGUCGCACUAACGGAGCUUCUCCUCAACACAUUCCCCUUUGCAACCCUGGUUCGGUGGGAAUGAGGAGAUCGCGAACCUGUUGCGUAAUCGUUUUUUGGACACUUUAUUUUGGACCUUGGGUGCGUCGAUGACGCACAGGGUGGCCCAUUUACAAUAUUCUUUUGAAUGCGGAUUAUAUUUGAUUCUUAAAGUGAACUCUAUGAUAGGCUGCAUCACCAGCACCUCUGGAUUUAGCGCACAAACCUCCCGCUUGGGCCACAAUAGAGAAGCCUCGUCGCUGGAGCCAUAGGGGCCACUAGGAGGAUGCAUCCUUAUGUACAAUGGCAUUGAACAACUCUUUGGCAUUUGUUGCGGUGGUUUCUUUCUUUCUUUGCUCCUGUUUUGGCCAAGAACUCAAUCCGAGGGGCAGGAAUGUAUGCAAGCCACCAGGGGCUCCAGGUCUGACAUGCUGUAGUGGAUGGGGCCAGCUGGCGGAUGAAUGCCUGACACCUCUCUGCGGAGGAAACUUCACCUGCAAGGAGAAUGAAGUGUGUGUCAGACCCAAUGAGUGCCGCUGUCGCCAUGGAUACUUUGGAGCUAGCUGUGACACAAAGUGCCCCUCCCAGUUCUGGGGCCCCGACUGCAAGGGGAAGUGCCACUGCUACCCCAACGGCCAGUGUGACGACCUGACGGGCCAGUGCACCUGCAACCCCAACCGCUGGGGCCCCAACUGUGAGAACGCCUGCCUGUGCAACAAGGGGAAGUGCGACCAGGACACGGGCAAAUGCACCUGCCACCCGGGCUUCUGGGGCCCCCAGUGCAACAACAACUGCUACUGCAGCCUGACGUCGGUGUGCGACGCCGCCGGUCGCUGCAUCUGCAACCCCGGCUGGACCGGCCGCAACUGCGCCAUGCAGUGCAACUGCAACAACUCGCCGUGCGACCAGUUCACGGGCCGCUGCCAGUGCCGCGAGAGGCUGUGGGGCCAGAGGUGCGACCGGUACUGCCAGUGCGUGCACGGCAAAUGCAACCAGGCGGACGGCUCGUGCACCUGCACCCCGGGGUUCCGAGGGAAGUUCUGCAGGGAGCCCUGUCCCGCCGGCUUCUACGGGCAGAACUGCAGGAACAGGUGCGGACACUGCAAGGGCCAGCAGCCCUGCAAGGUGACAGAGGGCCGCUGCAUCACGUGCGACCGCGGCUGGAACGGCACGCGCUGCGACCAGCUGUGCUCCAAGGGCUUCUUCGGGGAGGGCUGCCAGGAGGAGUGCCCUGCCUGUAAGGACGGGCACCACUGUGACCCCAUCCACGGCAAAUGCUCCCACUGCAACCCCGGCUGGAUCGGGGACCGGUGUGGGGAGCGAUGCCCCAACGGAACGUACGGGGAGAACUGUGGGAGCGACUGCAGCCACUGCUUCAACGGGGCGUGCCACCUGGUCACCGGAGAGUGCCUGUGCGACCCCGGGUUCCACGGCGUCUACUGCAACAUGACGUGUCAGGCCGGACAGUUCGGAGUGAACUGCAACCAAACGUGCUCCUGCCAUAACAAGAACUGCAACGCCGUGUCCGGGGCCUGCAACCUACAGCCCAACCAACGGAUGGGUGUGAUGGCAGCAGGGACCUUGGUGUGCUGCCUGCUCAUUAUCCUGCUCUCGCUGCUCUGCUGCUGCUGUCUCUGUCGACACAAAGACCACAACAAAAAGGCCAAGUGGAUCCUGUGCGGGCGUUUCAGCCGAAUCAGCACCAAACUCCCCCGUAUUCCACUGAGGCGACAGAAGCUGCCUAAAGUAGUGGUAGCCCACCACGACCCAGAGAACACCUUCAACUGCAGCUUCAUCGAGCCCCCGUCGGCCGGCGGAGACCAGGAGCCACCCCCCUCCUCCUGGUCCUCCCAGGAGUCCUUCUCCUCCUUCGGGAGCGGAGACGAGAGCCCGGUCUACUGCGUGCCUCAUGAAGAAUCCGUGAACGAGGGCAAGGAGAAGCCCGGGGUCCCGGCCAGCCCGGACGACGCGGGGGAGUACACGUCCCUGAAGGAGACGGGCCUCUCCAAGCCUGAGGGCAGCGAGCAGCCCCUGCUCAAGUCCUCCGACAGCGAGGGCUCCACCAGUGGCUCCGAGUCCGCCGUGGGAGCGCUGUACGCCCGCAUCGCGCGGCUCUCCAAGACCUCCAAGGAGGACGACGGCGGCGGCGGCGGGGCCAAGGACGGGGACGCCACUCCGGUCCCCGAGGCCAAGCGCAACGGCAAGCCCCCGCCCUCCCCUGGCAAACCCAAGCCCCGCCCACCGGACCCCUCCACCAAACCCAAGGUGUCCUGGAUCCAUGGAAACACUACGGGGUCUCCCCAGCCGGAGCCGCAGGGGCAGCCGCAGCCCCCACACCAGGCGGGGGCGAAGGCCCUCGCGGUGCCCCGGGAGAAGAAGAGAAGCUCCAGCGACGGUUCGGCCAAGAGCGAAGAGCGCCAGAAGAUGAAGGAUCUGGCCAAGGAGAAGAGCCGCGAGCAGCAGCAGCAGAAGACCCAGGAGCCGAGGGAGGCCGACGCCGCGUCCCCCCCCGGCCGGGCCAAGCCCCAGCGGGGGGGGGGCAGGUCAGGGGAGGAGUCCGGCAGCCCCACCCACAUGGAGCACAUCAACGGCGUGGUGCAGAACGCCCUCAAGAAGAUCGGCGGCUUCCACCACGGCUCCUCGUCCGAGAGGAAGGAGCCCGCCACCAGGGAGCCGGUCAAGGAGCCCCCCCGGAGCCCCAAGGUCCUCCACCCCCACAUGAACUCGGAGGCGGCCACGCUGCUGGCCGCCCAGCUCAAGGAGAAGACCCAGAGCAUCAACAGGAACGAGGGCACCGGCCUGACCAAGACCAACGGCCUCAGCGCCACGCCCAAGGCGUACCGCGAGAAGCCCACGCCCCCGCAGAAGGCCAAGCGCACCUCGUCCAGCGGCGCCGGGCAGCAGGGGGCCGCCAAGCCCCUCCUCCUCCCCAGCCUCCAGAAGCCGGCGGCCCCCCGGUCAGUCACCCCUGACCCGGGGCCCCCCGAAGCUAAGAGCCCGGAUAAGCAGGACUUGAACGGCUCGAAGGCUGCGGAGCCGGCGUCGGAGCCUCCGACGCCCAAGAAGACCCCCAUGAAGAAGCCGCCCCGGAAGAAGGGCAAGGAGGCCACCUUGGAGACGUCCGAGGUGAAGCCCCCCCAACCAAAGACUGCCAUCAUGCCCCCGCAGAUCGUGAAGUGAUCUUCUAGCGGACGGUCGACCAAGAUUUGUAAUAUUUCUUUCUAAAGGACUGCACCAACUCAAUGGUUGGAGUGGAUGUAUCCAGCCUACUGGUUGGAGUGGACUUAAACAGCCUACUGUUGGAGUGGAUUAAACCAGCCUACUGGUUGGAGUUGACUAUACCAGCGUAAUAGUUGGAGUGGACUAUACCAUCAUAAUGGUUGGAGUGGAAUAUACCAGCAUAAUGGUUGAAAUACAACCAUUGUCGACUAAGGAUUAGUCGUUUAAGUGAGUGUAGAAAGCAAGACAAUCUUCCCACCGUGGCUUCAACCGUGUCUUUGUGGUGAGUUGUACCAUAACGGCAUCUAUAACAUUAUUAUUACAUCCUCUUUUAUAUUACUACAAUAUAUGAACCUCCCACCAUGACCUAUGGCCUUACUGGACCAAGCUGGACACAGCUGUCAGAACUUCAACAAGCUGAAGGUUGUGGAAUACACACAUCAUCCUCCAUUCAUCUCUGCAAUGUUUCCACCACUACAUUCUCCAAACACUUUACCUGAAUGGUGUAUUAUUACAAAACAGCAGUUAAGCUUUUAACUAUGCACUCCACCGAGGUACUUAAACUAUUUAGGAAAUACAUUGAAUGAGUUGAUCAGAACUCUGCUGUUCCAAUAGACCCCAAAGUAUAGCACAGAACAAUGUGGAAGGCAAGCAUAAGUUUCCUUUUAGAUUAUUUUCAGUUUAAGCUAUCCGUUCUGAAAAAGAACAAAUUCAGUCGUGUUUGUUAAAAUUAUAAAUGUUGCGCUGAAGACCAAAUUGCGCUAUUUACCAAAAAAUAUGAGUUAGCGCCAAAAUGACUCUACCAUGGCUAGCAGUGUGUUGCUCUUCUCAGAGUUGUGUUUACUUUCCGUUUCUACAUCGAGGCUUGUACCAAAGUUUUUCAGGAAUCCAAAACAAACAUGGCCGACUUCCUUGGAAAAAUCUUUAGCUUAUUCUACCAAAUACUGGUAUCUUUGUGGACAGAAAACACUAAAGCUAGCACCAAAUUGAAGGGGAAUAUGCUGUCCUUUUCUGCAGUCACUUGAACCACUAUACUGUUAGCAUGGACCCACAGUGGAUUUAUCCUACGUCCUUCCUGGUAUGCCACACUUAAGAGCACUUUACACGGGUUUACAUUACAUCAGAAGCAUAUCGAUAUCCAAGAACCCUUUGAGGAAUUUGACUUUCUGCAGACAACACAGCGAACCAGGCCUUUUUAGACGGGACGCGAUGGACCACCGAAACGCUAUAAUCUCUGUCCUUCACCCAUUUGGUAAACGUCAGCAAAUUAGGGGGCAUUUAGUUAUCUGGUCUUUGAAACACAUGCUUAAGGUCUCCAUCUGGAUCUCUUCCGCUGUGGUAAAACUGGACAACAGGCCAGCCAAAUACCACCGGGAUCAUUCCCUCAUCCAGCAGGGAGAUCGUCUUGACCGAUCAGCUCAUUGAGUUAAGCAGCGAUAUGGGAAAGUGAUUUACUUGGAUAGCAUGUGGGGUAAAGAGGUGUGUGCAUUGAGUUGCAUGAAGCAUUUCUUAUCGGAGCGUAUGAAGCGAAGUGGCUUUAGAGGUCAACUAGGAAACCUGAAGCUGAAAAAUAAAUGGAGGAAAAAAGCAUGUUAGGGCUGUAUUUGAUGUAAACGUGUCUUUGUGUGAUGAAGUAUUAAAGAGAAGGAGGGCUUUAUUUUAAUCAGGAUCUGUGCUGAAGUUAAAACAUAAGCUAUUUACAUCAGCAGAACGUUGCACAACUCAAAAACUGUGGGGCCCCUGCUCAGCACACACAAGACAAUCAGUUCAUUACCGGCGGCCACUUACUAGCAUACAGGACAACCAGUUCUCUACCGUGGGGCCCCUGGUUAGCAUACGAGACAACCAGUUCCCUACCGUGGGGCCCCUGCUUAUCAUACAUAAGACAACAGUACAAUCACUCAAGGGGUCUUAUGCUGAAUAUCUCUGAUCAUACGAAUCCACCAGCUUGUGUUCAACAUAAUGUUUUUAUAAAAGGUACCGCCAUUCCCCAAGUCUUUGUUCCAUUUGUGUUUAUUUUGUUUUUUAAUUGUUUUUUUAUCCCUAUUUUCACAAUGUUUUCUAAGCUGUGCUUAUAUGACAUUUGUUUGGUGUUCCUUUAGUUGUCGUUGUCUUUUUUUAAGAUCUGUAGUAUUACGUCAAUUAACUGACUUUCACUUUCUGUUCGCUUCUGCACGUUGCAGAUCUGUGGCUCUGAGUACUUGCAGGUACUGGCUGGGCUCUGUGGUUUAUCUCUGUUGACGUUAUGUUUGUGUAACACGUAACUGCAUGACGCAGAGGGGAACCAGAGGGCCCUAAGGGCUGAACUGUAACCGUAUCAAUCCGUCCAUCGUCUCAGGACGAGAAGUACAUGUCUGUGUGGUUCUGCUCCACAAGUGAUGCCCCAACAUUCAUUAUGUGAUCAUCAAGUGGCCAUUGUAACUGGUUCAAACAUAUCUUUUUUAUAUCUGACUGGCCCGUACCUGUUUCAACAGGAAUGGAUAUUUUUUUAAGAAGGGCCUUAAAAUGCUGCAAAAUCAUAACAAAUGUACGGUAAUAUUCUUUAUUUCUUUGGCGUUUUUUUGGUUUGCGUCCUUGAUUUUCAUGUGUGUAUGUUGUUGUUCUUUUAAGUUGGUGUUUAUUGAUUUACAUUCUUCGAAAUAAAAAGCGAUACAUGUAGCUGUAAUUCAACUGAAAAA